Messenger RNA from Coffea eugenioides, 1282 nucleotides. RefSeq names its product psbP domain-containing protein 1, chloroplastic-like. The transcript has 3 exons. Gene Ontology annotation, biological process: photosynthesis. The coding region runs from base 169 to 981 and encodes 270 amino acids. Gene Ontology annotation, cellular component: photosystem II oxygen evolving complex; photosystem II; extrinsic component of membrane. Lineage: Eukaryota; Viridiplantae; Streptophyta; Magnoliopsida; Gentianales; Rubiaceae. Gene Ontology annotation, molecular function: calcium ion binding. The record is from RefSeq and is a predicted model, not a curated record.
UCCCACAAAAAUAAAAGGUAUAAACAAGUAAAAGAUAGAAAGAAUCCAAAAUAACAUACUCCCUAUCCUUUUCCUACACAUCUUUGCAAAACCAGAAUGGCUCCUUAGCCAAAUCCCAAGAACCCAACAACUACCCCAAACCCUCCACCCUCCACCCGUAAAAGCAAAAUGGCCAGUGUCCUCGGACAGAUGCGUCCCGGAUUCACAACGACGGUGGACAAGAUGAAGCUGCUGAGCAGUCCCGCAAGUGGGCUUGUGAUACCGCUCGGGCCUUUCUCGAGGAUUAAACGUAGCCAUGCCUUUGCUGUUUCUUGCAGACUAUCGUCUAAUAAAGAUUUUGCAGUUCCAAGAAGAGGUGCAAUCGCCUUUAUCUUCUCAAGUUUCAUCCUCUCACACCCUGAUUUGCGUGAUGCUGCAUUUGCUCAAUCUGUUGGAUUCAGGGAAUACGUAGAUACCUUUGAUGGCUAUUCGUUAAAGUACCCUCAGAACUGGAUUCAAGUCCGCGGUGCUGGUGCAGAUAUAUUCUUCAGGGAUCCUCUCGUUCUUGAUGAGAAUUUGUCAGUGGAGAUCUCCUCUCCUUCAUCUUCCAGAUACAAGAGUGUAGAAGAUUUAGGCCCACCUGAAGAAGCCGGAAAGAAAGUUCUCCGGCAAUACUUGACCGAGUUUAUGUCUACUAGACUUGGAGUCAGACGUGAGUCGAGGAUUCUUACUACUACUUCAAGAACAGCUGAUGAUGGAAAGUUGUACUAUCAAGUCGAGGUGAACAUCAAAUCAUAUGCGAACAACAAUGAGUUGGCAGUUAUGCCACAGGACAGAGUAGCCCGUCUGGAAUGGGAUAGGCGGUACCUCUCAGUUCUUGGAGUUGAAAACAACCGUUUAUAUGAACUAAGAUUACAAACACCUGAAAAGGUGUUUGCAGAAGAAGAAAAUGACAUUCGUGAAGUCAUGGAUUCCUUUAGAGUAAACAAAGUGGUGGCUUAGAUCUGCCUGCCUUCAAGAGUUUUGUACUGUUUGUUAGAUGAUUCGGGCAUCAGAAUACUGUUCUAUGAUUCAUUUCACCUUUUUGGCUUCUAAUUCCGACAGGAUGUUGUUAGCUUCUCCUAUCAGGAUGUUAGUUUGGUGUUUGUUUGUCGUUUGCUGAUCAGUAACUCCAGCUGAGUACUAGCAAAAUUUUCCAGCAAUAUUCUUUCUCAUCUGAAAGUUAUUGGUUUGGAAGUAAAUUGUAGUAAUUCUGCAAUGAUUUUAAUUUUCUAUUGAAAUCAAUUUCAUUGUAUUAUGUUAU